CCGCGCCGCGAGUCCGCGACACAUAAAUAAACCCCGAAUUGUUGGCUGCGUCGUCUUCGUCUAUCAAAUUGGCCUAUAGAUUUCCAAUCAAAAGUUGUCAUGAUUACUGUACUUAACAUCAGUUUCACAGGUUUCAGUUCACAAUAAAUCGUGGGUAGGUAAGCAAGCUGUCGUGCCGCCAAGCGCAAAUCCAAGUUGAAGAAACACACUAUUCCUCUGUGAGUCUGUGGACUGAGUAGAUUGGCGGCGGCUUUCGGCUGCUCUGUCUUCUUGUUAGGGGGAAAGAUGGCGCGAAGUGCGCUUCUCAGUCAGUGUGGGGUGUUGCGCCAGCUGAGACGGAGGUUGUCAGUCUCACACGUUAGUCGCAAGGAGGCAGCACCAGUGCAGGGACGUCCUUACAAGGAACUGUCCAUAGGAGUGCCCAAAGAGAUCUGGCAGAAUGAGAAGAGAGUUGCAAUCACCCCAGCCGUGGUGGCCACCCUGGCCAAGAAGGGUUUCACAGUAAAGGUGGAGGCUGGGGCAGGCAAAGAGGCCAAGUUUCCCGACGUGGCCUACAUGGGUUCCGGUGCUAAGAUUGUUGACAACAAAGCUGCUUUUAGCUCCGAUUUGGUAUUGAAAGUGCGACCACCCAAGGAGUCAGAAGUAGAAUUGUUUCAGCCAGACAGCACGCUCAUCUCAUUUCUGUACCCCGGACAGAACCAGGCCCUAGUUGAUUUGUUGGGCAAGAAGAAAAUCAACGCUUUUGCAAUGGACUGCAUUCCUCGUAUCUCCAGAGCUCAGGUGUUUGAUGCUCUCAGUUCCAUGGCGAACAUUUCAGGCUACAGAGCCGUCGUAGAAGCCGCCAACCACUUCACUCGGUUUUUUGCAGGUCAGAUCACAGCGGCAGGCAAGGUUCCCCCCGCCAAGGUAUUGGUGAUAGGCGGAGGUGUGGCAGGGUUGGCUGCUAUUGGCCAGGCUCGCAACAUGGGUGCCAUCGUGAGGGCUUUUGACACUCGUUCUGCUGUCAAAGAACAGGUCGAAAGUUUGGGUGCUGAGUUCCUCGAAGUAGAUAUCAAGGAGGAAGGCACAACAGCUGGCGGCUACAGUAAGGAGAUGUCCAAGGAGUUCAUCGCUGCGGAGAUGGCUCUGUUCGCUAAACAAGCCAAGGACGUAGACAUCAUCAUUACCACUGCACUCAUUCCUGGCAGAAAAGCUCCAAUACUCAUACUCAAAGAACAUGUGGACAGUAUGAAGCCUGGCAGUGUGAUAGUGGACCUGGCAGCAGAGACUGGUGGUAACGUAGCUACUACCAGACCUGGGGAGGUGUACAUCUACAAUGAUGUCACUCAUGUGGGUCUGACAGACUUGGCCAGUAGACUGCCUACGCAGAGCUCCACCCUGUACGCCAACAACAUCUCCAAGUUCCUACUCUCUAUUGGUUCAAACGACCACUUCUACAUCAACACGGAAGACGACGUGGUGAGAGGCAGCCUGGUGUUGGAGAAGGGCCAGUUGGUUUGGCCGCCCAAGAAGCCUGUGGUUGUUGUCGCCCCGGCCCCACCUCCGCCUAAGGUUGACAAAGCGAAGGAAGCUGCUCUCGUACCAGAGGACCACUUCAAAAACACCUUCAAGGAUGCAAUGAUGUACACUGGAGGCCUGGGUGGGCUGUUAGCACUCGGAACUAUUGCUCCAAAUCCUGCUUUUUCACAGAUGGCUGCUACUUUCGCUCUCUCUACUAUCGCUGGGUACCACACUGUAUGGGGCGUGACCCCAGCGCUACACUCUCCGCUCAUGUCAGUCACCAACGCCAUCUCUGGCAUCACAGCCGUGGGAGGUCUGCUACUCAUGGGGGGAGGUUACUACCCCACCAACACUGUACAGGCAUUGGCCGCGUCAGCUGCCUUCAUUUCCUUCAUUAACGUCUACGGAGGGUUCCUGGUCACCAAGAGGAUGUUGGACAUGUUUAAGAGGCCUACUGAUCCUCCAGAACACAACUACCUGUACGGCAUCCCAGCGGCCGCCUUCCUGGGCAGUUACGGCUACGGUGUGAUGCAAGGUUACCCGGAGAUUCACCAGAUGGCGUCACUAGCGUCAUCCUUGUGUUGUGUCGGAGCGCUAGCAGGACUCAGCUCACAACAAACCUCUCGUCUCGGAAACAACCUGGGCAUGAUUGGAGUCAGUGGUGGCAUCGCCUCCACACUAGGCUACAUGGCACCAAACAACGAGGUGUUAGCUCAGAUGGCCGGCUGCAUGGCUAUUGGAGGAGCUUUGGGAACUGUGAUUGCUAAGAAGAUAGAAAUCACCGACCUGCCUCAGCUUGUAGCUGCUUUCCACAGCCUUGUUGGUUUGGCAGCUGUAUUGACAUGUUUGGCAACAUACAUGCACGAUUUCCCCAAUUUCGCCACAAAUCCAGCCACAAAUGUCAUCAAAACUUCUCUCUUCCUCGGAACUGUCAUUGGAGGAGUUACUUUCAGUGGCUCGUUGGUGGCUUACGGAAAGUUGCAAGGUGUUCUCAGCUCCAACCCUCUGUUGCUACCCGGACGUCACGCUAUCAACGCCUCCCUCCUGUUGGGCAACAUGGCCGCCAUGGGCUACUUCUUCUACGACCCCUCGUUGACUGCUGGGCUAGCGACGCUGGGCGCUGCGUCCGGACUGUCCGCCACCAUGGGUCUCACCCUCACAGCUGCCAUCGGAGGUGCUGACAUGCCGGUGGUAAUUACCGUGCUCAACAGCUACAGUGGCUGGGCGUUGUGUGCGGAAGGCUUCAUGCUUAACAACAACGUGAUGACCAUCGUCGGAGCUCUUAUCGGCUCCUCUGGUGCCAUUCUAUCAUACAUCAUGUGCAAGGCAAUGAACCGAUCUCUGCCCAACGUCAUCUUGGGAGGUUAUGGUACGUCGUCUACAGGUGGAGGCAAACCCAUGGAGAUCACCGGCACACACACUGAAGUAUCAGUCGACAAUGUGACCGAGAUGAUUCAGAACGCCAAGAACAUCAUCAUCACACCAGGUUACGGUCUGUGUGUGGCUAAGGCUCAGUACCCGCUGGCCGAGAUGGUGUCGCUGCUGAAGAAGAAAGGCAAGAAUGUGAGAUUUGGCAUCCAUCCGGUGGCAGGUCGUAUGCCAGGACAGCUGAAUGUGCUGCUGGCCGAGGCGGGAGUCCCGUACGAUGAUGUGCUGGAGAUGGAAGAGAUCAAUGAUGACUUCAAGGAGACGGACCUUGUGUUGGUCAUCGGAGCUAAUGACACGGUAAACUCCGCUGCUGAGGACGACCCUAACUCCAUCAUCGCUGGCAUGCCUGUACUCAGGGUGUGGAAUGCUGAACAGGUUGUUGUUAUGAAACGUUCGCUCGGAGUUGGUUAUGCUGCCGUAGACAAUCCCAUCUUCUACAAGCCCAACUCUGCGAUGUUGCUCGGAGAUGCUAAGAAGACAUGCGACCAGCUGCUGAAUAAAGUUAAGGCUGCGUAUGGUGAAGCCCCUGCUGCGUAGUUACUAAAUUUUAUGGGUUCCUAAUGAAUUGGUUUUCCACCAGUAGUUGGUGGAAGAUCAAGCCAGAAAUUAAUUUUAACUUUUAAAUAUAAUUAAUUAAUUUCAAUGCAAGGCAAAUAUUAUAAGCGAGUGGCGUUAUCCAGUAAGGGUAAUUUUAAAUAUUGUGAUACUGAUGCUUUUCUCACUUUGAAUGUUGAUAUAUUCAAAAGGAAGAAGUUUUUCUGUAUACCUGUGAAAAAAAGUCUGAACUUAGUCUCAAAAUCUUAGUACUUUACUAGUCUUUUACUUGUAUAAUUUUAAUCAAUUAAAAUCUAACUGGUAAUUUUUUAGUGAUUUUACUAAUCAGAAAUGUCCAGAUUGGAUUGUCGAGAAUUUAGUGAAUUCGGUGCAUUUAUACUAUAUCCCGUUUACUAUACCCAAAAUUUUUGGGUGCUUUUGUCAUGUAAAUACAUUUAUACAUCACCAUGUUCGUUUGUCACGAUGGCUAGUUUUAGCUUUUAGUAGUUAGUUUUAUUUUACCGUUCUAAAUAAAUUAAUUUCUAAAUCAGAUAAUGUUUAUAUUUAAUGAAGGACUGUUUCUGUCCCAGCUGAACUAAUAUUUAAAGAGAACUGCUGAAUUAAUUGUACAAACAUUACCCAUUAAUCCCUUUUUAUGGGGUUAGAGAACUUGUAGUUGUAUUUGUUGAAGAUUUUUUGUUGUAUUCAUAAAAAAAUCACCAACUGGAAAUCGUUUUUCCAAGCAAUUAAAGUGCCUUAUUUUUUAUCGGUAAUUUGAAGUGCACAUGUCUUUAGCCUUCAAUCAAGACAAUUUUGAGGCAAGGAAAUGUGUUUACUAAUUAUUAUACCUUUUUAUACAACUUGUGUGCCAUAUUUAACUUGAGCUGUGAUUAUUACACCUAAUAUGACUUACUUGGAAGACUGACUUGCUAAUUUUGUGAGAAGCUUACAAAGAAAAUAUUUUCUACAAAAUUUAAAGAAAAGCCAAAGAAGGAACUUACUAUGCUUUCUUGUAGAGGAAACAGAGUAAAUUAAUCACAACGAUACAACUUUUAAUUCCUCUUAAACUUAACUCAAUAAAUAGGAGAUACAAUGAAAUUUUUCAUUUUAUUUCACUUAUUGUAAAUUUUAUAACUAUUCCCAUAACUUUUGUACUGUGUAUGCACAAUUAAACGUUUAUUUUGGAAUGUUAUUUUUAGUGUUAAAAGAGUUGAUGUGUAUAUUUUGUUGUGUCCUUAUUUUAUGAAUGAAAAAGUGUCAACUGUAAUUUAAGAGUUAGAAGAUUUGUAAAUCCAUACUUGAUAUAAUUAAUUUUUAAUGCCAACCUUGGGGUUUUCUUUUUUUUGUUACGUUAUUUAAGAUUUUUAUUUUUACACCUAUUUGUGAACAAAGUAAUUUGUGCAUACAUUCUUAAAUUAUUCUUUGGGAAAAUUUAUCCCCACUAUGCUUUGAACUUAGGUGGUCUAGUGUAUCUGACUGCCUGUCUUUAAACCCUUUUUUUCCGCCCAAGUCAAAAUAGACUAGUCCGUCUAUAUUUUAUUUUCAGUUUUAAAAUGUUUUUACUUUAUCAUGUUUGGCAUUUAUUUUAUACGUUGUUUCUUUCCUCUUAUGUUAAUAUUGAUUUUUACCUCAAAUUUAUACUUAAUACUGUGGUAAAUAGAUUGGUUACUUAUUUUAGUUAAUUUGUUUAGAGUGUAUACUUAUGUUAUUGAAAUAAUUACUAUGUAUUUUCUUAACAGAUUUCAAAGAUUUUAUUUGAAUCAGUUUAUUUUUUUAAAUAUUUUAUGCAUUCUAUAUUUUAUUUUUAAAUACCUAUAUUAAAGGGCAACUAACAAUUUUUAAAUGUCUCUUUUAAUUAGAUUAGUUUUGUAAUUUUUUAGACAUUCCUUUAAGAUGCAUAUUUAUUAUUUAGUAGUUAUAAUUAUUCUUCAGUUCUUUUUGUAGGUACCGGUAAUCAAAUGUGUCAACAUUAUGUACAUUUAUGUGUUUUAACUGUGGUCCAUAUAAAAAUAUACCCUUAUAGUGUCUUUUUAGCGUACUGUUUAUCGUUAUUGUAAAUGUGUAUUUUUGUGAAAUAAAUUUUUGUGUCUGUAAAAA
Molecule: messenger RNA, 5559 nt
Organism: Macrosteles quadrilineatus (aster leafhopper)
Lineage: Eukaryota; Metazoa; Arthropoda; Insecta; Hemiptera; Cicadellidae
Product: NAD(P) transhydrogenase, mitochondrial-like
Exons: 20
Coding region: 286-3465 (1059 amino acids)
Biological process (GO): proton transmembrane transport; NADPH regeneration
Cellular component (GO): mitochondrial inner membrane
Molecular function (GO): NAD binding; NADP binding
Source: RefSeq, a predicted model, not a curated record